Odocoileus virginianus texanus is the source of this 530-nucleotide messenger RNA. It is a transcript of the gene HCRT, whose product is annotated as hypocretin neuropeptide precursor. The record is from RefSeq and is a predicted model, not a curated record. Gene Ontology annotation, molecular function: type 2 orexin receptor binding; neuropeptide hormone activity; type 1 orexin receptor binding. Gene Ontology annotation, biological process: regulation of neurotransmitter secretion; neuropeptide signaling pathway; response to starvation. Gene Ontology annotation, cellular component: perinuclear region of cytoplasm. Lineage: Eukaryota; Metazoa; Chordata; Mammalia; Artiodactyla; Cervidae.
CAGUUGACAGCCUCAAAGUUCCUGGCUAUUCGGACCACUGCAGAUGACACCUUUCCCGGCUACCCCACUCUGAGCUCCAGACACCAUGAAUCCUUCCUCUACAAAGGUCUCCUGGGCCACCGUGACGCUGCUGCUCCUGCUACUGUUGCUGCCGCCCGCGCUGCUGUCACCCGGGGCGGCCGCGCAGCCCUUGCCCGACUGCUGCCGUCAGAAGACGUGCUCCUGCCGCCUCUACGAGCUGCUGCACGGCGCCGGCAAUCACGCGGCCGGCAUCCUCACGCUGGGCAAGCGGCGGCCCGGGCCCCCGGGCCUCCAGGGCCGGCUGCAGCGCCUCCUGCAGGCCAGCGGCAACCACGCGGCCGGCAUCCUGACCAUGGGCCGCCGCGCAGGCGCAGAGCCACCGCUGCGCCCCUGCUCCGGCCGCCGGUGUCCCUCUGAGGCCGCCUCGUCCGUGGGACCUGGGGGACGGUCCGGGGUCUGAGCUCUCGCUCGGGUCCAGUCCUGACCCUACCCUGGCCCCUCCCUCACCC